This is a messenger RNA of Mycotypha africana, 1332 nucleotides long. RefSeq names its product major facilitator superfamily domain-containing protein. The annotation marks the transcript as partial. Gene Ontology annotation, molecular function: carbohydrate:proton symporter activity. Gene Ontology annotation, cellular component: membrane. Lineage: Eukaryota; Fungi; Mucoromycota; Mucoromycetes; Mucorales; Mycotyphaceae. The record is from RefSeq and is a predicted model, not a curated record. Gene Ontology annotation, biological process: transmembrane transport; carbohydrate transport. The transcript is spliced from 7 exons.
UAUGAUAGUGGAGUUACCACGACUGUUUUAGCUAUGCCGCCGUUUCGUGAGAAGUAUCAACUGGAUCCUCAGGAAGGCGUUGGAUAUGCUAUUGUUCCUGUAUCAUUAGCAGCUUCUUCGGUAGCAGCCUUGUUAUCCGGUUACUUUGCUGAUUCAAUGGGUCGGAAAAAAUUCUUCAUUCUCGCUUCGAUUAUUCAUGAGAUAGGUUGCAUUGUUGAGCUUGCUGGACAAAAUCAUGCAACAAUAAUUGUUGGUAGAAUGAUCACAGGCAUAGGCGUUGGUAUAUUUAGUAUGCUUGUACCACUAUAUCAAAGUGAAAUAGCUCAACCUGAAAAUCGUGGACGUCUUAUGACUUUUUAUCAAAUUCUUAUCACCUUUGGUUUCUUUCUGGCGUUUUGGAUUGGCUAUGCAUCGUUCCGUCUCGAUUCCGAUGGCGCUUGGUUGCUUCCCAUUGGCCUUCAAUUAGGAGCAGGCUUAUUAUUGUUGAUAGGUCUGUGGUUUAUACCCGAGUCACCACGUUGGCUCAUUUAUAAGGGACGUAAUGAUGAAGCCAACAAGAUUCUCGUUCGACUACGGUCUCACAACUAUGACGAUGAUAUUGAGGUACAGAUGGAAUUCACCGGCAUACAUAUCUUUACACAGUUAUCUGGCAUCAAUGCGAUUCUAUUCUAUCUUCCUUACAUCCUUGAAUCAGCAGGCAUCAAAGAAAUUUACUCGGUCCUGUUGGGAAAUGGCGUUGGUGGUGCUGUCAAUUUCGUGGCUACAUUAUUUGUUUUACUUUAUGUAGUCUUGAUGGGCUUGUGUAUGAUAGUAAUUACGAUAGUUUCCGCCAUUUACAAUCAGCAGCUUGUUUCAAGGCUCGACGAUGAUAGCGACGGCAUGAAUGUAAUAAGCGUGAUGUCCAACACAGCGGCAAGCUAUGUCUUGCUUAUUCUAUUAUGUGUAUUCAUCGCUAUCUUUGCGCUUAGCUGGGGUCCGGUCGGAUGGAUCUAUCCUGCUGAAAUCUAUCCGCAAAUGAUCCGUGCUCAGGCCAUGGGUGUUACUACCUUUUUCAGCUAUUUAUUCAAUUUGUUUGUAUCGCUCGCUUCACCCGUCAUGUUUCGGAAUAUCACGUGGGGGACCUAUUUAUUUUUUGGUUUAAUAUCUCUCAUUAUGGCGGUCAUUGUACAUAAAUUGUAUCCAGAGACCAGGGGACGUUCCUUGGAAGAAAUCCAAUUGAUUUUCAGCGGUGCUCUUAUUGAUCAACGACCUGAUGCCCAUCAUCCUACGACAGCAGCAGAAGCUUUGUUGCAUCUAGAACAAAUUCAACAUAGAGAUAAACGACAUCAGCUU